This is a messenger RNA of Penicillium canariense, 1662 nucleotides long. RefSeq names its product arylsulfatase. Bases 1 to 1662 code for a protein of 553 amino acids. The record is from RefSeq and is a predicted model, not a curated record. NCBI's taxonomy places the organism in Eukaryota, Fungi, Ascomycota, Eurotiomycetes, Eurotiales, Aspergillaceae. The transcript has a single exon. Gene Ontology annotation, molecular function: arylsulfatase activity.
AUGGCCGCUAAGCGUCCGAAUUUCCUUGUCAUUGUCGCCGAUGACCUGGGCUUCAGCGAUACCGGGCCCUAUGGCUCGGAGAUUGAAACGCCCAACCUCGAUCGCUUAGCUACAGGGGGGCUGCGUAUGACGGAUUUUCAUACAGCCUCCGCCUGUUCGCCGACCCGCGCCAUGUUGAUGUCGGGGACGGACAACCAUAUCGCGGGACUUGGUCAGAUGGCCGAAUUCAUGGCGAGCAAUCCCGGGCGUUUUAAAGGGCGCCCGGGCUACGAAGGCUUUCUCAACUUUCGCGUGGCUGCCCUACCAGAGAUUCUGCAAGAUACGGGAUACUUCACCGUCAUGUCGGGCAAGUGGCACUUGGGUAUGAAAGCCGAGAUGUCCCCAUCUGCCCGUGGGUUCACGCGAAGCGCCGUUCUACUGCCCGGGGCCGGCAACCACUACAACUACGAGCCCCAGCUGGAGCCCUCAGUCAAGCGCGCGCCAGCGUUCUUCAACAGUGACGGGCUCUGGAUGGAAGACUCCCGGCCCUUGGAUCGCAGGACAGAAUUACCUGAGCAAUUCUAUUCGAGCGACUAUUUCACGGAUCGCAUGCUCGGGUUUUUGAAAGAUCACAGGUCCAGCGAGACAGAACAGCCAUUCUUUGCCUACCUCGCAUACACCGCGCCUCACUGGCCUCUACAAGCACCACCAGAAGUCACUGCGAAGUACCGUGGGGUAUAUGAUGAGGGACCAGAGAGUCUACGCCUCAAACGUCUCUCUCGCCUGCAACAAUUGGGACUUGUGCCGAAUGACAUCGUACCGGCUCCAAUGACCGCCGCAACGGCGGAGUGGGACGCAAUGACCGAGGACGAGCGGAAGGCUUCUGCUCGGAAGAUGGAGGUGUAUGCGGCCAUGGUCGAUCGCAUGGAUUGGAAUAUUGGACGGGUCUUGGACCAUCUAGAAAACACGGGGGAGUUGGACAACACCUUCGUCGUUUUCAUGUCCGACAACGGUGCAGAAGGAAGCCUUAUCGAGGCCCUUCCCAUGAUUGGUAGCUUAAACAUCAUGGAUGUGAUCGGCCGCUUCUAUGAUAAUUCGCUGGACAACAUCGGCAACGCAAAUUCCUUCGUUUGGUAUGGCCCGCGCUGGGCCCUGGCUGCCACCGCUCCCAGCCGUGGCUUCAAGGGAUGGAGUACCGAAGGCGGCAUCCGCUGCCCAUGCAUCGUGCGCUAUCCCGGAAUAACGAGAACGAACCCUAUCAGCCAUGACUUUUGUAAUGUCAUGGAUAUCGCGCCCACUUGCCUGGAAUUAGCCGGUGUUGCCCAUCCCGGCCAAUCAUUUAGAGGACGUGAAGUAGUCCCCUUCCGAGGCAAGUCGUGGGUCCCAUUCAUGAGAAGCCACACGCAAUCAAUAUACGAUGCCACCCUGGACGUGACGGGCUGGGAGCUGUUUGGCCUUCGAGCGAUCCGGCGGGGCGACUUCAAAGCAGUCUGGUUACCGGAGCCUCGCGGGAAGGGGGAAUGGGAGCUGUACAAUGUUACUAAGGACCCUGGCGAGCUGGAGGAUCUGGCAGCCACUCAUACAAAGGAGCUAGAAGAUCUGAUGGUCGAGUGGGAAAAGUAUUUCGCCGAGACCGGCAUGAUUGAGAUUAGUGAGAAUGGAAAGGGCUUGAAUGGGAUAUAG